Messenger RNA from Ostertagia ostertagi, 228 nucleotides. The record is from the annotation of a GenBank genome assembly. Lineage: Eukaryota; Metazoa; Nematoda; Chromadorea; Rhabditida; Trichostrongylidae.
AUUCCGCUGCAGCUGAAGUGGAAAGGCGAGGCUAUGUGAAAGUGAUGGACUCGUAUGGUUUAAUGGGCGUGCUGCGAAUCACAAGAGAUGAGCACGUUCUCGUUGCCGUCACUGGGGUGCUCUCCGUUGGCCAACUCUAUGGAGCGGAUAUCGUAAAAAUCAUCUCUUGUGAACUAAUUUCGCUCCGAACUGUUGGAGCCGUCGAAUGUGUGGAUCCUCGAAUCAUUG